This is a messenger RNA of Pseudogymnoascus destructans, 3210 nucleotides long. RefSeq names its product transcription factor (gene FKH2). Gene Ontology annotation, molecular function: protein binding; RNA polymerase II cis-regulatory region sequence-specific DNA binding; DNA-binding transcription factor activity, RNA polymerase II-specific. Gene Ontology annotation, biological process: regulation of transcription by RNA polymerase II. The transcript is spliced from 4 exons. The coding region runs from base 555 to 2630 and encodes 691 amino acids. NCBI's taxonomy places the organism in Eukaryota, Fungi, Ascomycota, Leotiomycetes, Thelebolales, Thelebolaceae. The record is from RefSeq and is a predicted model, not a curated record.
UGAAAAAAAUGUACUCGAGUAAACGGACUUGGCUAUUGCUGCCGCCUAAGAAUAUCGGAAGAGGGACAGUCGAUAAGAUAAUAGUGAUUACAGGCAACAAUAUUUCCAUACAGGCAACAAUAUUCCAUACAGGCGUUUUAUCACUCAGGGCUGGAUACCAUUGUCAUUCUCUUUAUUUACGAAAACGCCUUAUCCCCCCCCCCAAAAAAAAAAUCAUUAAGAGGGGGAAUAGGAGCAGGCUGGGCCAGUGCGCUCCUUCACUUUAAUCGGAAAAAGUCACGCGCAUAGCCUAUACGCGACGACGCGAACCUGCCACUUUGAUUACAGAAUCAGACAGGAAUUUCACCCAGCUAAACAAACCGAAGAAGGCAUGAGUCGUGCAACACACAUAGACUUUAUUGUCCCAACACACAUUCACCAACCCACUAGAGCCUCAAUCACAAAACUAUCCAAAGUUUGUACAAGUUAUCGGGGUGCAAAAGGAGCCAACUCUUGAUUGCGAUUGCCGCAGAUUGAUGUAAGAGGACUUGGACAAUACAACUACAGGCGACACAAUGCCACCUUCCACGAAACGCACCCAGCGUGCGAAACGUGGGCAGCCCAUCAACCAUUCUGACGACAUGGAUACUACUUUGACGUCCCCAGCGCAAUCCGCGAAGAGAAGAAGGACAAAGGCCGAAAUGAACAAGUCCGAAACACGCGCCCCGGAGCCUGCGAAGCUGCCCACCAGCCAAGCAGAGUUGAACAUGAGCGACGAGGACCUUGUAUCGACCGUAUCGCAACAUCUGGCCAUGCCAGAUCACUUCGUUCAAGCUGCGCGCGACCAUGACAAUCACCAUCACCAAAGACAAAGCAAGAACGUUGCGGCGUACGCAAAAGUUACCGGAAAGGACUGGACGUUCUACGUCAAGCGUCUCCGGACCAACAUUGGACGACCACCAGAAGGAUAUAUCGCACCUCUCCAAGACGAGAAUGCCCCAACUACCCCGGCGGUGAGCAAUGAAGGGGAUGGCAUGGAAUUGCCGGCGGCGCCGACGGAGCCAAGCAGAAUUCAUAUCGAUAUUGGACCUAACAAGCUGGUCUCUCGACUACACGCCGAGAUAUACUUUGACAGCCAGACGUCGCAGUGGAACGUCAUCGUCAAUGGGCGAAAUGGAAUCAAAGUCAACGACCAGCAGGUCCGCCGAGGCCAUGUAAUGAAGCUCCAGAGCGGGGCAGUCAUCGAAGUAGCCGGCGUCGAGAUGAUGUUUGUUCUACCAACAGACGAUCAACCAGUCGAAAUCGACGAUAAAUAUCUCGAGCGAGCGGGCCUUAUUGCCUCAGAUCCCUUCCAGAGCGAGCUGCCGAUUACAGGCAACUUUCUUGCUGCUGCGAACAGAGGGAAAGCAGAGGGUACGUUGGGUUCGAACCACCCAACCCUGGCGCCUGCACCUCCGGAUUAUAAAAAGCCAGACACCCCAGCCAAGCAGAGAGCUAGGGGCCCUAUUCCUACAUCAUCUCCUGCGUUUGGACGUGCUGGUGGAACCAUAAUUAUGAGCGCGGAUACGAUUGACUAUCAAAACGAUGCGACGUCCCAUAUUAAGCCGGCUUUCACCUAUGGGCAGCUCAUAAGCCAGGCUCUCUACACAUCCGAAAACGAGAUGGCAACCCUUAACGAUAUCUACGAAUACAUGAAACGAAAUUACGCUCACUACCGCCGCCCUGAGUUCUUCAAGGGCUGGCAAAAUUCCAUCCGCCAUAACCUCUCCCUCAAUCCCGGCUUUAAGGUUCGCCAGCGCGGCCCAGAAGACACCGGAAAGGGAGGGUAUUGGUGCUUCACUCCCGACAUGCGUGAACACAUGAUCUCCGAUGCUUGGGGUCCAAAGUCCGCACGCAAGUCCCCUCCAAAGCGACGGGAAACCUCUGGAACUCCACGUUCGUCCCCAGGCCCUAAGAUCACCAGGACCGUUCAUGGCCCGGGAGAUAAGGAGGGUGGCUCCCCAUCAAGGAGAGUUAAAAGAAGCCCAGGUGCGAGCCCAACUAUGCGCGGUAUCCGUCCAAAUGGACCUCAACAGACUCCGGACCGCCUGAAGCUCCCAAGGCCUCUUCUCGGCGAGGAGCCUGAUGAUGGCAGCCCGUUACCGAGGCGCCGAACAGGCAGCAAUAACCCAUUUGGGAUAGGCGAGAAUGCAGCCGAGUCCCCGGUCCUGUCAUCAUCGUUUGCCCAGGAAGAGGGCACGGCAUUUCUAACGCCAGCACCCGUACGCAAGCACCCGCACUUUGCUCCACCGAGCACAGCGCAGCGACCCAGCCAACACAUGCCGACGUCGAGUCCCGCGCCGUUCUGGCGUUUCGCAGAGCUAGGAAAUACGCCGAGUGUGAUUAAGGGGGCGCAGGGCGGACUGGGGUUCGAUGUCAGCCCGCUCCGCGGGCUUGGCGAGGACGCGCCGCAGAGUAGUAGUCCCGCGCCGAGGAGGCGAAGGGAGAGCCCUAAGAGGUCGGCGGAUAGGAAUGAGGAUAAGGAGGAUGAGGAGAGUGAGGGAGAGGAGCCGGCUUUUGAUUUGACGAGGGGCUUCAUGAAGAUUAGCAAGUAUCAUGCUUCGGCUGGAAAUGGGGCUCCGAUUGCGAGUGCCAGCAAGGUGCAGCCAUAGUUAUCUACUAUGCACCAACCCGCAACAGUCAGCUUCGCUACAGCCAACCAUCGUCAACUCACGAUUGCCGUAUAUGGAGAGAGCCUUUUGAAACGUCCCACCAGAUUCGUUUUUUGGACCAGCACCAACCAAACAAGCAUUGGUUUUACCGCUCCACUAUCUUCAUCAUCAAAGAGAAACUCGUGUUAGCUGCCCGUUGCUUUUAUCUACCCCCUGGUUUUACUGUAUAUUUACAAACCACGAUUUUUAUUUUCUGGACGCGCAACAAACUUUGGCUCUGGGAGUGCUACUCGCGCUAGUUGCUUGCUUGCUAUUAUACUUGUUCAUACUUGGGCAUACUGUUGUACUUUUAUGGGGCGCGCGCGGAUUAUGUUACGAUUGGGAUUGAGAUUUGACGACGGAUUUGGGGGGGUGCGUUGCUAUUCUUGGGACUGGCGGGACUGGGUGGGCGAUGUGUGUGGGUUAACGCUGGUUUUUGUUUGGGGGUCUGCACUGCAGGGAGAUGUAUUAAUGAUAGGAGAUUGUAGCAAUUACAUCUUGAAACUCUGAUGGAUGUCUUGGUUUUUGAAAGGUUAAAAAU